AUGAUUAAAGAUUCAUUUCCAUUUGUGGAAGAACUUAAACAAUUAGAAACCGGAAGUUUACAAGGAAGAAUGGUACCGUUUGACGUUGCCAGUGCUCCUGGGUCUGGUAAAGGAACCCAGGCUCAAUUACUAAGUAAAUUAUUAGAUAUUCAACAUAUUUCAACAGGAGAUUUAUGUAGAAAUGAAAUCAAAAUACAAUCAGAAUUAGGUAUUAUUAUUCAAUCUUAUUUAGAAAAAGGUUUACAUGCCCCAGCUAGUAUAACUGAUCCAGUAUUAAUCAAAUGUUUUAAUAAUAUUGAUCAAGAUAAAGGAUUUUUAUUAGAUGGUUAUCCAAGAACAUUUGAUCAAGUAAUAGAAGCUAAAACAUUAUUAGAUAAAUGUGGCAGAAAAAUAGAUAGAGUUAUUUAUAUAGAUGUAUCAGAAAAUAUUCUUACUGAACGAUUAAAAUUACGCUUAAUUUGUCCAACAUGUUCAUCAGGUGGUCAUAUUAAUAGUAAAGAUAUAAAUGAAAAAGUUUUGUGUCAAAAAUGUGGAAUACCUUUGGAAAAACGUGUUGAUGAUAGUAAAGAUGAUAUUAUUAAAACGAGAAUAUCAACUUUUCAAAACAAUAGUGAGAAAUUAUUAUCAGAAUUUCAGAGCCAAGGUAUACUAUAUAAAAUUGAUGGAGCCCAAAGUAUUGUACAAGUUUAUGAAAAUAUAGUUACGUCUUUAUCAUUAUCAGUUAAAACAGUGUCUGAAAACGGUAUCGUCAAAUGA
Molecule: messenger RNA, 756 nt
Organism: Didymodactylos carnosus
Lineage: Eukaryota; Metazoa; Rotifera; Eurotatoria; Philodinida; Philodinidae
Source: the annotation of a GenBank genome assembly